CUAAACUAAAAGAAAUAUAAUUCAUAAUAUUCUCUACUAUCUAAAAGUUAAAUAUCCACGAUUAUUUAAAUACAUUCAAAUUGAGAAUACGAUGAAAAUUUAAUCCCUCAUUAAAUUAAAAAAUGUAAAAAGGAAAAUUAAAAUGCUUGUAUAAUUUAUCAAAAAUUAUGAUUUUUAUAAUCAAGUAAGUGUUCAAUAACACUUUGGUUUAUUGAAUACUCCAGUAGGUAAUAACACUUAACGAUUACAAAUUUAAAAAUUUACAAUUUAAAACUAAAAGCAAGUUAUUAGUAAAAAUAGUUAAAGAAAACUAAAUUCAAAAACUACCUUAUAGAAAAAAUUAUCAUUUUAUACAAGAACAACAAAGUAAAGUCCUUUAAUUAAAGAUAGAUUAUAAAGUACUAGGAAUGAUAAAUCUUAAGAAUAUACUCUUAAUACAUGCUAAUUUGAUAAAUAUGAGGCAAUCAACAUUAAAAGUGAAAUAAGUUCAAUUAAUUUUUGA
Molecule: messenger RNA, 502 nt
Organism: Tetrahymena thermophila SB210
Lineage: Eukaryota; Ciliophora; Oligohymenophorea; Hymenostomatida; Tetrahymenidae
Exons: 2
Source: RefSeq, a predicted model, not a curated record